GCGGGGAGCGCGGGGACCUUGUGCGCUCGGCGAGCGAGCGAGCGGGCGGGCGGGCGGCGGCAGGUUCACGGGCGCUUCGUCCCGGCCCCCGGCUGGCUGCUGGUCGGCCCCACGGCGCCGAGAUUGUACAUGCCUUUUGGUUUUGAGGAACAGAACGCGCCAUGGGACAACCUCAAAGAUCUCUCCAGACGGGGUCUCUUGCUUGGGUGAUGUGUCUGCUCUCCUGACUGUCUUAAUACCCAAAGGAUUUAUUUUCCUUUUGGAAAUAUUUUAAGUUGAAAUCUUGUUCCUCACUGGAAAUCGUCUGCAUUAAAGACUGCAUGCAUCAUGGGUGACAUGGCAAACAACUCGGUUGCAUAUAGCGGCGUAAAAAAUGCUGUAAAAGAAGCUAAUCAUGGAGAUUUUGGAGUUACUCUUGCAGAGCUCCGUUCUCUUAUGGAACUUCGAGCUGCAGAUGCACUGCAUAAAAUACAGGAAUGCUAUGGAGAUGUACAUGGCAUCUGCACAAAGUUGAAAACUUCACCAAAUGAAGGUUUAAGUGGAAAUCCGGCAGACAUAGAAAGGAGAGAAGCAGUUUUUGGGAAGAACUUUAUACCUCCUAAAAAGCCAAAAACAUUUCUUCAGUUAGUAUGGGAAGCACUACAGGACGUUACAUUAAUUAUAUUAGAAAUUGCAGCUGUAGUAUCCUUGGGCCUUUCUUUUUACCAGCCUCCAGGAGGAAAUGAAUCAUUGUGUGGAUCAGUAAAUGUUGGUGAAGAAGAGGAGGAAUCUGAAGCAGGUUGGAUUGAAGGGGCAGCAAUCCUCCUGUCUGUAGUUUGUGUGGUACUAGUAACAGCUUUCAAUGACUGGAGUAAGGAGAAGCAAUUUCGGGGAUUGCAGAGCCGUAUUGAACAAGAACAGAAAUUCACAGUCAUCAGAGGUGGUCAAGUCAUCCAAAUACCAGUAGCAGACAUAAUUGUUGGAGAUAUUGCACAAGUGAAAUAUGGUGACCUUUUACCAGCUGAUGGUGUACUCAUUCAAGGAAAUGACCUCAAAAUUGAUGAAAGCUCACUGACUGGAGAAUCAGAUCAUGUUAAGAAAUCGCUGGACAGAGAUCCUAUGCUGCUGUCAGGUACACAUGUGAUGGAAGGCUCUGGAAGAAUGGUGGUUACUGCUGUAGGUGUUAACUCUCAGACUGGAAUCAUCUUCACCUUACUUGGGGCUGGAGGAGAUGAAGAGGAGAAGGAGAAGGAAAAAGAGAAGAAAGACAAGAAAAGUAAAAAGCAAGAUGGAGCUGUUGAAAACCGUAACAAAGCUAAGGCCCAAGAUGGUGCAGCCAUGGAAAUGCAACCACUGAAGAGUGAGGAUGGUGGGGAUGGAGAUGAGAAAGACAAGAAGAAAGCAAACUUGCCAAAGAAAGAAAAGUCAGUUCUCCAAGGCAAACUCACAAAGCUCGCAGUUCAGAUUGGCAAAGCAGGUUUGUUGAUGUCUGCAAUCACAGUCAUUAUCCUUGUGUUAUAUUUUGUAAUUGAUACCUUCUGGGUUCAGAAGAGACCUUGGCUUGCUGAAUGUACACCAAUUUAUAUUCAGUAUUUUGUGAAGUUCUUCAUUAUUGGAGUUACAGUCUUGGUGGUGGCAGUACCAGAAGGUCUUCCACUUGCAGUCACUAUAUCUCUGGCUUACUCUGUUAAGAAAAUGAUGAAAGAUAAUAACUUGGUGAGACAUCUGGAUGCGUGUGAAACAAUGGGCAAUGCAACAGCUAUUUGCUCAGAUAAAACAGGAACAUUGACCAUGAACAGAAUGACAGUGGUCCAAGCCUACAUCAAUGAAAAACAUUAUAAAAAAAUUCCAGAACCAGAAGCUAUUCCAGAGAAAACUAUGGCUUACCUUGUGACAGGAAUUUCUGUUAAUUGUGCUUAUACUUCCAAAAUACUGCCUCCUGAAAAAGAAGGUGGCCUACCACGUCAUGUUGGAAAUAAAACUGAAUGUGCCUUGCUGGGAUUGCUCUUGGAUUUAAAACGUGAUUAUCAGGACGUAAGAAAUGAGAUACCAGAAGAGGAUUUGUACAAAGUGUACACCUUCAACUCUGUUAGAAAAUCUAUGAGUACUGUGUUAAAAAACUCUGAUGGCAGUUUCCGGAUAUUCAGUAAAGGUGCCUCUGAGAUAGUUCUUAAAAAGUGCUUCAAGAUACUGAGUGCUAAUGGAGAACCAAAGGUAUUUAGACCUAGGGACCGCGAUGAUAUUGUGAAAACUGUCAUUGAACCAAUGGCUUCUGAAGGUCUCAGAACCAUCUGCUUGGCAUUCAGAGACUUCCCAGCAGGAGAACCUGAGCCAGAGUGGGACAACGAAAAUGAUAUCGUUACUGGUCUGACAUGCAUUGCUGUUGUUGGGAUUGAAGAUCCUGUGAGACCUGAGGUACCUGAUGCAAUAAAGAAGUGUCAACGUGCAGGCAUAACUGUACGUAUGGUCACAGGUGAUAACAUUAACACUGCUCGUGCUAUUGCAUUAAAAUGUGGUAUUCUGAAUCCUGGUGAAGACUUCCUUUGUUUAGAGGGCAAAGACUUUAACAGGAGAAUACGCAAUGAAAAAGGAGAGAUAGAGCAAGAGCGAAUAGAUAAAAUUUGGCCAAAGCUUCGUGUUCUUGCAAGAUCUUCUCCCACUGACAAACACACUCUAGUAAAAGGGAUAAUUGACAGCACUGUCUUUGACCAGAGGCAAGUUGUAGCAGUAACUGGUGAUGGUACCAAUGAUGGUCCAGCUCUUAAGAAGGCAGAUGUUGGAUUUGCUAUGGGUAUUGCUGGAACAGAUGUAGCUAAAGAAGCUUCUGAUAUUAUCCUUACAGACGACAACUUCACAAGUAUUGUUAAAGCAGUUAUGUGGGGACGAAACGUCUAUGACAGCAUCUCCAAAUUUCUUCAGUUCCAGCUUACUGUCAAUGUAGUAGCAGUAAUUGUUGCUUUUACAGGAGCAUGCAUAACACAAGAUUCUCCACUCAAAGCUGUGCAGAUGCUGUGGGUAAAUCUCAUAAUGGACACAUUAGCUUCACUUGCCCUGGCAACAGAACCACCCACUGAAGCUCUUCUGUUGCGAAAGCCUUAUGGUAGAAACAAACCUUUGAUUUCUCGUACAAUGAUGAAGAAUAUUUUGGGUCAUGCAUUCUACCAACUUGUUGUGGUAUUCACACUCCUGUUUGCUGGUGAGAAAAUUUUUGAUAUCGAUAGUGGAAGAAAUGCACCUCUGCAUGCUCCUCCUUCAGAGCAUUAUACUAUAGUAUUUAAUACAUUUGUGAUGAUGCAGCUUUUUAAUGAAAUUAAUGCCCGAAAAAUUCAUGGUGAAAGAAACGUUUUUGAAGGAAUCUUUAACAACGCUAUCUUCUGUUCUAUUGUUCUGGGGACAUUUGUUGUACAGAUAGUUAUUGUGCAGUUUGGUGGGAAGCCUUUCAGUUGCUCAGAACUCUCGAUUGAACAGUGGCUGUGGUCCAUUUUCCUGGGCAUGGGCACACUACUCUGGGGCCAGUUGAUUUCAACAAUUCCAACCAGUCGUCUGAAAUUCCUCAAAGAAGCUGGUCAUGGAACACAAAAGGAAGAGAUUCCUGAAGAAGAGCUAGCAGAAGAUGUAGAAGAGAUUGAUCAUGCUGAGAGAGAAUUGCGUCGUGGUCAGAUCUUGUGGUUUAGAGGCUUAAACAGAAUACAAACUCAGAUGGAUGUAGUGAAUGCUUUCCAGAGUGGAAGUACCAUUCAGGGGGCUCUAAGGCGGCAACCCUCCAUCGCCAGCCAGCACCAUGAUGUAACAAAUAUUUCUACCCCUACACAUGUAGUGUUUUCCUCUACUACUGCUUCUACUACUGUGGGAUCCGAGUGGUGAAUGCAUUUCGUAGCUCCUUGUACGAGGGGCUAGAGAAACCUGAGACACGAAGUUCAAUUCACAAUUUUAUGACGCAUCCUGAGUUUAGAAUAGAAGACUCCGAGCCUCAUAUUCCCCUUAUUGAUGAUACUGAUGCUGAAGAUGAUGCGCCAACAAAACGCAACUCUACUCCCCCACCCUCUCCCAAUAAAAAUAACAAUGCGGUUGACAGUGGAAUUCACCUUACAACAGACAUGAACAAGUCUGCUACCUCUUCAUCCCCAGGGAGCCCACUACAUAGUUUGGAAACAUCACUCUGAUUGUAAGCUGAAUGUUAACACACUAGCUGCUUUGUAAAGAAAUUGAAACUGGGUCUCUUCACACAUUAUGAUGGACAAGAUGAUAUUCUUGUCUUGGACUUCAACAGAAGACACACUUGUACGAAUGUAGAUUUAUUUUUUUAAAAAAAAAGCUUUCUGCCAGACUGGAGGGUGCUUUUCUGGGGGUGGGAGUAAUAAUGAACUCUGACAGUAACUUGGCAUAAGUGACCUGUGGAUCAUCUGUUGUACUUAAGAAUGGUCCUGAACAGUGUGUUAGCAGAGCUUUAGUUUAUCAUGAUCCUUUUCAGAGGGGAAGGCUGGGAAGGGCAAGGAGGCCCUGGAUCAUUGAAUUGAUACUUUAAUUUCUGCUGUUGGCUGUUAAUAAUUUGGAUUAUUUAUGUUUAUAAAUGAUACAGAUCUGUUUACAAGGUUUGUAGAUACUUUUUUGUUCCUGUUCAUAGAUGGGAAGCUUCCUUAUAAAUGAUACAGAGAAGAAAACAAAAGAAAACAAACAAAAAAAAAAGAAAAAGAAAAAAAGAACCAAAAAAACACAAACUAGUCCUUCAAAUACUGCUGUAUUUUCAGGAAAAGGGUGUUUCUAUUGAAACUGUACUAAAUUUUGCCUGCAAUUUACCUUGUUAAAUAUUGUAGAUAAAUUGCUACUACUAAUAGCCAAAUAGAUAACACUAAUGCUUUGUAAAAACAUGAGCAGUGGUGUUCUAAUGAAGUUAUGGCCUCUGUCCUAAUUAGUUUCUUAAAUACAUUUACUACUUAAUGGUUUUGAAACAACUGUUUAAUUUUUAAAAAUUUUGAGAAACUUAAUGAAUAACUUUUGUUCAGAACUUAGUAGGAUUGUUUAAUGCAGGACAUCAAUAUGUGAUGGAACUUGCUUGAAAUAUUUCUGUUAUCUCGGGCAAAAUGGAUUAAAUCAAAAUACAUCAGAAUCUUAGUCCUUUGUUUUUGUCUAAUCAUGUUAGUUUAGUGCUGUCUUGGUGAACUGUGAGUGGAACUGUGAUUUUUUUCUAAUCUAUAGAAUCCUUCAUGCAGCAUGAGGGCUGUUGGCAUUUUGAAAGGUUGUUAGUGGGUAGCAUACAUGUUCUCCUUUUUGUUUUUGAAACUUGUUUGUAAACAUGAAUAAAUCUGCCCUUUUGUUAAAAUAAAAUUGCAGCGAUGGUUUCUUACAGAUCUUUUUUUCUCAGCUCCUUCACUGGAAAUAUGGAAAAGUACUCUUCUGUAUUACUGGUUAACUUUAAACUGCAAUUUCAAGAUGGUAACAGCCGCGCUCCAGAUAGUACUUUGGGUAAAUGGAAUCAUGGUGGCUGCCUCCAGAAUGAAUGUGUAAGCUAAGAUACUCAGAAGUCUUCACUGAACCAAAAGGAUACUCUUUGGGAAUGAAUAGGUCUGCCUGAAAUUCCGAGACUUCCUGUGAGUACUGUGUAAUAAAUAUAUCCCUGACGAUUUAAGUGAGGGAAAACCGAGAACUGAAAUAUAGCAUGGGUGAAAUGUACCAGAACUGACCGACUAGAGAUUGACUGAAGAAGUUACGGUCUGCCUCAACUGUGUUGUUCAAACAGCAAAAGAUGAUGGAACAGUACUUGAUCUGGCACUUUCUCAUGCGCUCUAGAUCUAAUACUGCUUAGAAGAGCAACAGAAGGGAGGAGUUGUAAACUUUUAUUUUCCCAGUUCUGUAUUCUUUGAAACAGCGAGUGAAUUUUUUUUGUCAAAUAAUCCAGAAUUUUUAAAGGGGUCCCUUCAAAGGAGUGCAGGAAUUAAGUUGGUAAUGAGGAAGGCAGUAAUACCAGAGCAAACUGCAGAAAUCAACAGUUUGGGAAGCUCAAGCAAAUCUUUCCCUUAUGAUGGGAUACAUGCAUGCUUGAGUUUGUCCUUUAGAGGCUAAUGUUCAACCUGUAGCACUGUAUCCCACUGUCAACCACUCCUGAAUUCAAUCUUUUCUAUUGUACGUCAGUAAAUACACUGAAUUCUAGGCAAUGGGGGGGGGGUGUGUUGCACUUGACACUUUGUAUAGUAAUUUUUCCCACAUUUCUGGCACUUUUGUUACAUCACAGUUCUUAUCUAGAGUGCUUGGGGGGGGAUCAGUUUUUAUGUAAGCUGUUUUCUCUCUACUACAAAAGUCAGAUAAGCAUUGGCUUAAAAUGAGGAUUUUCUUUAGCCAUGAAGUACAUUGUCAUAUGAAAACGUAUCUUCGUUUAACUUCAUUAAUGACUAAUAAUUUGACUUCAUUUGAAAACAGACUUUAAUUUUUCCCUCUCCUCUGGAUGUGGUCAUGACUGCAUGUUAUCUUUUUUGGAAUAAAAUUUACACUUAAGCCUUUUGCUGGGGGGUGGGAGGGUGAAUGUAGGCUUUGUACAUCAGUAGUCCCUCUUGAUUCUGUUAACAUCAGUGUGCUGUUCCUACAGGAAAUUUUCCUUACAGAAAUGAGGAAAAGUUGUUUUAAGAGGGGGGGUGUGCUUUCUUUGUUAUCUCAAGAAAUCAUAACAUUGCCUAGAUUAUGAAAUGAUUUUCACUAAGGUCAUAAGGCCUUCAUUGCCUUGCUGGUUGUAAGGUUUACUUGUCUUUCUUCUUGUAACUGAAAUAAAUAAAAGUGCUGUUCAUCUCA
Myiozetetes cayanensis is the source of this 6759-nucleotide messenger RNA. RefSeq names its product ATPase plasma membrane Ca2+ transporting 1 (gene ATP2B1). NCBI's taxonomy places the organism in Eukaryota, Metazoa, Chordata, Aves, Passeriformes, Tyrannidae. Gene Ontology annotation, cellular component: intracellular membrane-bounded organelle; membrane. Gene Ontology annotation, biological process: regulation of cytosolic calcium ion concentration; calcium ion transmembrane transport. Gene Ontology annotation, molecular function: ATP binding; P-type calcium transporter activity; PDZ domain binding. The transcript is spliced from 22 exons. The coding region runs from base 328 to 3843 and encodes 1171 amino acids. The record is from RefSeq and is a predicted model, not a curated record.